AUGAACGGCCCCCCAUUCGCGCCCCCGGCUCCCGUCUGGUCGAGUGCGAAAGCAGCAGAUGGCAGAGAGUACUACUACAAUAGGCUCACCCAGCAGACGACGUGGGAGAAGCCGGACGAGCUCAAGGACGAUGUAGAGCGCGCCCUCCCUGGCACCGGCUGGGCGGCACACAUGUCAAACGGCAGACGAUACUACGUCAAGACUGGCACGACAGAGACGACGUGGGAGAUUCCCGAGCCUGUCCAGAAGAAGAUGGACGAAUACAACCAGAAUCAGCAGAAUCAGCGCCCUCCCCCUUCAGGUCCUGCCGGAUGGCCAGCGGGCCCAGCCUCGGGCGCGCCUGCCUAUGACAACAGGCGCGAACGCGACGAGUACCGCCCCGACCGACACGAUCGCCGUGAUGACCGCGACCGUGACCGCGAGCGCGACCGCCGCGAUGAUCGCGAGGCUGGCUUUGGCGGCGACCGGCCCAACAUCAGCUUCACAACGGGAACCGAGCACCUCCAAUUCUCAACCCCACAAGACGCCGAGGCUGCCUUCAUGAAGGUGCUCAAGCAGAUGAAAGUGCAGCCUGACUGGACCUGGCUGCAGGCUGUGCGCGCCGGUAUCCAUGACCCCAACUGGCGCGCCAUCCCUGAGCCGGAGAAGCGUGAGGAGGCCUUCAAGAAGUACUGCGAAGACUUGCGCGCCCAGGAGAAGCACAAGGAGCAGGACCGCCAGGCCAAGCUACGGUCCGACUUUACCGCCAUGUUGCGCUCGCAUCCUGAGAUCAAGUACUACACGCGCUGGAAGACUGCUCUGCCCAUCAUCGAGGAGGAAACCAUCUUCCGCUCUGCCAAAGACGAUGCUGAGCGCAGGGCUCUGUUUGAGGAAUACAUCAUCUCUCUGAAGAAGGCGCAUGAGGACGACGAGGCAGAGAGCAGGCGAUCCGCUCUCGACCAAAUCAUGGGUCUGCUGCAGGGCUUGGAUCUGGAGCCGUUUACGCGCUGGCAGGCAGCUGAGGAGAAACUGGAACAGAACCACGAGUUCAACAGCGACAAGUUCGAGACUCUGACUCGAAUCGACGUUCUGAACCAAUUCGAGAAGCACAUCAGGCAGCUCCAGCGCGAACACAACGACAAGGUUCAAGCCGAGCGACGCAAGAAGCACCGUGUCGAGCGCAAGAACCGCGAUGCGUUCCUCGAGCUCCUAGACGAUCUCAGGAAAAGUGGUUUGCUCCGCGCCGGUACCAAAUGGAAGGACAUUCACGAUACGAUCCAGGACGACCCGCGCUACACGGCUAUGCUUGGACAGAGUGGAUCAUCGCCGCUUGAUCUAUUCCGCGAUGCCCUGGAGGAAGAAGAGGGCAAGUUCCGCACCCUGCGCCGAAGAGCGCUUGAUGUGCUGGAGCAACAACGCUUCGAGGUUACCACAGCGACCCCUGUGGAAGAGUUCCUUAACAUUAUGCGAAAAGAUCCUCGCACCGCUGAUAUUGACGAACAGUCCAUGCAUAGCAUCUACAACUACGUCCUUGCUAAGGUCAAGAAGCGCGAGGAGGAAGAACGUCGAGACGAGGAAUAUAUUGAGCGCUCAGCUGUGGACAAACUUCGGUCUGUGAUCAAGCACCUUGAUCCACCAGUGUCUCUGUCAGACACCUGGGAAGUGGUACGUCCCCGCGUUGAAAAGACAGACGAGUAUCGCGCACUGAAAUCAGAUACCCUCCGCGAGUCGGCUUUCGAUAAAUUCAUGUUCCGCUUGAAGGAGAAGGAGAGCGAUCGCAGGGAUCGAAGUAGACGCGAUGAUCGCGACCGUGAUAGGGACAGGCGCGACCGAGAUCGUGAGUAUCGCAAUGGGCAUUCUGAUUCUCAUCGUCGUCAUCGUACGCGAACUCGCUCACCUGAACAUGAUCCGUACGCUGCAGAGCGCCGUCGUGCGGUGCAGGACAGGGAGGCGCGCUACAGGAACAACGACAGCACAGGCUUAUCUCCUCCCCGACGUCGUGAGCGUCGAGACGACGAUCGCUACGAGCGCUCCCGUCGCAGCCCCGGCGGUGAUCAUUAUGGGCUUGAGCGUCGCGAGCGUGAAGUCGAGCGCGAGCGAUCCUACGUUAGCAGGGCCGACCCUCGUGAGGCCACCGUUAGUCUGCUAGAUUAUGGCGACAGCGGUGGUCGCACCUCGUCGACUCGACGCCGUCGGGAAAGCGACGAGAGCUCUUCGAAGCGUGAUCGUGAGACCAAGCGUGCCCGCUACUCUCCACGCGCCGCCGAUCGUAAGUCGAAGACUCCCAUCCCCGAUUCCGUCGCCCUCAAGAAGGAAGAAGAAGAACGUGCUAUCCGCAGUGGAAGUGAGGAGGGUGAAAUCGAGGAAGAUUAG
Molecule: messenger RNA, 2352 nt
Organism: Alternaria burnsii
Lineage: Eukaryota; Fungi; Ascomycota; Dothideomycetes; Pleosporales; Pleosporaceae
Product: u1 snrnp-associated protein usp104
Exons: 2
Coding region: 1-2352 (783 amino acids)
Biological process (GO): mRNA cis splicing, via spliceosome
Cellular component (GO): U1 snRNP; U2-type prespliceosome
Molecular function (GO): protein binding; RNA binding
Source: RefSeq, a predicted model, not a curated record